Messenger RNA from Lagenorhynchus albirostris (white-beaked dolphin), 8454 nucleotides. It is a transcript of the gene PHTF2, whose product is annotated as putative homeodomain transcription factor 2. Lineage: Eukaryota; Metazoa; Chordata; Mammalia; Artiodactyla; Delphinidae. The transcript has 33 exons. The coding region runs from base 235 to 2478 and encodes 747 amino acids. The record is from RefSeq and is a predicted model, not a curated record. Gene Ontology annotation, cellular component: endoplasmic reticulum.
CAGUCAGCGCGCGGAGACUGCAGGCUCCGGCGCAAAAUCCUGCGGGAGAGGGGGUGGGGCGACGGCUCUGGAGGCAGCGCGCCCGCGGGUUGCUUCGUUGUGGCUCGUCAGGCUCCCGUGGCGGCGGCGGCGGCGUUUGCCUCGGUGUCUCCCGCGCGCACUCCAGCCGCCUCCUAGCGGCGCGGCGCCCUUUCCUAAGCCUAAAAUGACGAAUGUGUGAUCUCAGUGGAAUAAAUGGCGUCCAAAGUCACAGAUGCUAUAGUGUGGUAUCAAAAGAAGAUUGGAGCAUAUGAUCAACAAAUAUGGGAAAAAUCUGUUGAACAAAGAGAAAUCAAGGGAUUAAGGAAUAAACCAAAGAAAACAGCACAUGUGAAACCAGAUCUCAUAGAUGUCGAUCUUGUAAGAGGGUCUGCAUUUGCUAAGGCAAAACCUGAAAGUCCAUGGACUUCUCUGACUAGAAAGGGAAUUGUUCGCGUUGUAUUUUUUCCCUUUUUCUUCCGGUGGUGGUUACAAGUAACAUCAAAAGUCAUCUUUUUCUGGCUUCUGGUCCUUUAUCUUCUUCAAGUUGCCGCAAUAGUACUAUUCUGUUCCGCUUCUAGCCCACAUAGCAUACCUCUGACGGAAGUGAUUGGGCCGAUAUGGCUGAUGCUGCUCCUGGGAACUGUGCACUGCCAGAUCGUUUCAACGAGAACACCUAAACCUCCGCUAAGUACAGGAGGUAAAAGGAGAAGGAAAUUAAGAAAAGCAGCCCAUUUGGAAGUACAUAGGGAAGGAGAUGGUUCUAGUACCACAGAUAACACACAGGAGGGAGCAGUUCAGAGCCACGGUACAAGCACCGCUUACAGCGUUGGCGCUGUCUUCAGAGAUCUCUGGCAUGCUGCUUUCUUUUUAUCAGGAUCAAAGAAAGCAAAGAAUUCAAUUGAUAAAUCAACUGAGACUGACAAUGGCUAUGUAUCCCUUGAUGGGAAAAAGACUGUUAAAAGCAGCGAAGAUGGAGUACAAAGCCAUGAACCUCAGUGUGAAACUCUUCGAGCAGAAGAGGCAACCUGGAACACAGGAACACUGAGGAACAUUCCCAGCAAAGAUACCCAAAGGACAGUAACAAAUGUCUCUGAUGAAGUCUCCAGUGAAGAAGGUCCAGAAACAGGAUACCUAUUGCGCCGUCAUGCAGACAGGACUUCUGAGAGCAUUCUUCGGAAUAGAAAGUCACACCAUUAUAAGAAACAUUACCCUAAUGAGGAUGCCCCUAAAUCGGGUACUAGUUGCAGCUCUCGCUGUUCAAGUUCCAGACAGGAUUCUGAGAGCACAAGGCCAGAAUCUGAAACAGAAGAUGUAUUAUGGGAAGACUUGUUACAUUGUGCAGAAUGCCGAUCAUCUUGUACCAGUGAGACAGAUGUGGAAAAUCCUCAAAUUAAUCCAUGUGUGAAAAAAGAAUAUAGAGACGACCCUUUUCAUCAGAGUCAUUUGCCCUGGCUCCAUAGUUCCCACCCAGGAUUAGAAAAAAUAAGCGCUAUCGUAUGGGAAGGCAAUGACUGCAAGAAAGCAGACAUGUCUGUACUUGAAAUCAGUGGAAUGAUAAUGAACAGAGUAAACAGCCAUAUACCAGGAAUAGGAUACCAGAUUUUUGGAAACGCAAUCUCUCUAAUCCUGGGUUUAACUCCAUUUGUUUUCCGACUCUCUCAAGCUACAGACUUGGAUCAACUCACAGCACAUUCUGCUUCAGAACUUUAUGUGAUUGCAUUUGGUUCUAAUGAAGAUGUCAUAGUUCUUUCUAUGGUUAUAAUAAGUUUUGUGGUUCGUGUGUCUCUUGUGUGGAUUUUCUUUUUUUUGCUCUGUGUAGCAGAAAGAACUUAUAAACAGCGAUUACUUUUUGCAAAACUCUUUGGACAUUUAACAUCGGCAAGGAGGGCUCGAAAAUCUGAGGUUCCCCAUUUCCGAUUGAAGAAAGUACAGAAUAUAAAAAUGUGGCUCUCUCUCCGGUCCUAUCUUAAGCGUCGAGGUCCUCAGCGAUCAGUUGAUGUCAUAGUUUCAUCUGCUUUCUUGUUAACUAUCUCAGUUGUAUUUAUCUGUUGUGCCCAGUUGCUUCAUGUACAUGAGAUCUUCCUUGAUUGUCACUACAAUUGGGAACUGGUAAUCUGGUGCAUCUCGUUAACACUUUUUCUCCUAAGAUUUGUUACCCUUGGAUCAGAAACAAGUAAAAAAUAUAGCAAUACCUCAAUAUUACUUACUGAACAGAUAAACCUCUACUUGAAAAUGGAGAAGAAACCUAACAAAAAGGAGGAACUGACACUAGUGAAUAAUGUUUUAAAACUGGCUACUAAACUGCUAAAGGAAUUGGACAGUCCCUUUAGAUUAUACGGGCUUACAAUGAAUCCACUGCUUUAUAACAUCACCCAGGUUGUCAUCCUGUCAGCUGUUUCUGGUGUUAUCAGUGACUUACUUGGAUUUAAUUUAAAGCUUUGGAAGAUUAAAUCAUGACAAUUCAGAGAAAAGAAGAUGUAGCCUCUUUUCCAGAAUAAGAGUACCAACUAAGCUGCCUGAAAGCAGUCACUGACUCUUUGCUUCAGGAGUCUCAGCUGGGAAAUUGAAGUGUUUACAUCAGACUGUCCUGUGCAAUUCUUAUAUUUAUUUCACUUGUUCACUGUUUUUUACAUUUAUUUUAGUCUUUAUAUUUUAUUUUUAGCUUUGAUGUACUUACUUGUUGAAAGGGUGAUAAAACUGAUAUCCAGAUACUUGAGAUCCUGGUAAUUGCUCGUAAAUAAUGACAAAAUAACAAAUCGUGAGAAGAGAAGCCAUUGCUAAGCACUGUUUCUCCGUCAAUGCCGUGACUUGCCUUACUUGAGGAAAACUUCUUUAACUUUAUAACCUAGCAUUGGACUCAGCUAAACACAUAAAGCAUUUUCUUCAGUAAAUCAAGAUCCAGUCAGGGUUUCUUUUGAAUUAUUUCGGAACAAUGCCAGGAUCUAAAUUGAUUAAGCUGCAGUUUAAGCACCCUUCAGUAUUAAUAUAUAUGGUAUUACACAACAGGUCAACAAGUGCUCUUUGAUGAUAAAACUCUUAAUAGAGCAAUAAUUGUAAAUGGUUACCAUACUGUAAGAUAUUUUGAUAAAAAUUAACUAGUAAUAAUUGUAUUUAUUUGAAACACUGGGCUGUUUGCACAGCUCCAACUGUGCAUGCUCAAAAUGUGCACUUUUUAAAAUUGUUACUUUUAAUGCGUAUCUUUAUAUGGGAUAUGUUAUAGUGUACUAGGGCAUGAAUUGGUAUCCUUUUGAGUGAGGUAUAUGCUCAUCUCACAAGUGAAGUGCCUAUUGAUAUUACUAAAGUACAUUAUGUUUACCCAAGUAAAAUAAUUUUCUCCCCAUGGUACACCAUAGUGUAUGCUAUUCAUACCACACUCAAAUGAACAACUUAAGAAUAAGGUUAAGAACCAAUUAAAUAUUCUUCUGAUUGUUAGUUGUAAAACUGUAUCUGAAUUUUCAGGAAAAAUAGCUAUAGCUUGCAAAUUCUACCUUCUAAACUUAGUCUGGUACAUCUACCCCCUCAACCCCCCAAUUAUAUAAGGGCUAUUUUAGAUGCUUUUAACCUAGAAAGUUAACCCCCUCCCCCCUAAAUAAUUUGCCAAGUUUCCAAAUGAGAACUUAUCCUGUUGGCAUGUUAGGUAAAUAGGGCGAAUAUGAUGGUAUCUUACAUUGGGCCUUGAUUUUAAGUUGUUAUGUUUGUACAAUCAAGAAAUUUUAGGAGUUAUGUGAAACAUGAAAUGUUUUAGCAAACUUUUUUUUUAAAACUGGGUAUCUAGUUUCUAAAACAAAGAAUUUAUUUGAGACAGUCUAGAAUUUUCUUGGUGCAAGGUGUAUCAUGUUGAAUAUCCUCACAUUUUUUACCAUGUUUUUGGGAAUUGAAAAUAAUUAAUUGUAAAUUAUUUAUUUGAUUGGUGCAGUUCUAAUCCCCAAAUCAUCUUAAGAUCAGGAAUGUGUAGAGAACAGAGCCAUAUCGUAAUAUCACUUUGCUCUCACCAUUCCUUUUGAUCAGCCUCAAUUCAGCCAUAUUUUCUUUCUGUAGAAAACAACAAAAGUAUUUUAUUUUAUUUGCCUGUGUUCUAAUAUGUUUAAUAAUGACCAAAGUGCAUUCUGAGUUUUUUCAAGGAAUGUAUUACUGGAGCUUUAAGAACAUACUUAUUUUCUCCUGUGAAAAAUUAGGCUUUUUCUGAUACGUUUCUUCUUCCUCUAUUGUCUAAUGUUGAGGUUAUUUCUAGGAAUUAUAUUUUAUAAACUUUUUCAAAAUAAGGUACAUACCUAUACAGAACUUAACAUUUUGCACAGAAUAUAUCGAAUAUAUUUUGAAAAAAAAAGUACAGCAUGAGUUCUGUUAGGAAUAAAAAUGAAACUAUUGUAUCUCACAGAAAAACUUAUUUCAGAAUGGAAAUAUUUUUGAGAAAAGUAGCUGAGUAAACUGAUUUAGGAAGAUGCUUGUUUUUGAUUGAAGUUCAUUUUAACUUAGAGUUGGGAGUUGAUUUAUUGAGUACAGUGUACCUCUCAACAAUGUAUUAAUAUGUUGAAUUAUGUCACUAAUGUGGGCAGCAGUAGAAUACUGAAAGGAAAAAGUUGUCAUUUUAAGUAAUUUCAGAACAUUAAUGGAACUGUUUUCAAAGCAGAAAAAUUGACAUUGCUGCCUUUAAGAAUACAAUGAAUGUAAGAAAUUGAAAUAAAUUGUAACAUAUCACAUAAUAUAGAAAAGGCAGUUCGAAGAUAGAAUUGUGGCAGAUGUUGUGUGUUAACUGUUGUUUCUUUGCCACACAUGUCGUAUUUGAAAGUUUGAACAGCAAGUUUAAAAUAAAACAUUCUAUGACUGACAGUAUUAAACUAGAAGUGUUUUCUUUUUUUUCUAAUUUAAAAGUCAUGCACAUUUCUAUGGUAAUUUUAUAUUUACUGUAGCAUAAACUUUAGGUAUAACUGUUAGAUUUGAGAGGAGUGGGAAAACAUUUUAAAAACCUUUCCAACAUUUCAGUUUUUGUUGAUUCUCAGAACAUGAAAGAAGAAUAUGUGCGCAGGCUUUUCAUCACCAAAAUGCUAUGACAUCAUUAAUGUUUGUUUGCUUGUUUGUUUGUAUUUAGAAACAGAAAACUGGCUGUAGCCUGGGAUAUUAAAAUUAAUUGCCAGAAGGAUAGUGGUGUUUUUAAUCAAGUGAUUUUGCACGUGAAUUCAGCGCGAGAGAUUAUGGCCAAUAAUAACAUAGAGUAGCCCAAAUCAUCUGUAGUAUGAUAAGGAUCAUGGGUUCUGGAAUCAGGCAGAGCUGGGAUUCUUUGCAGCAUGUGUAUGGCCUUGGGCAAGUUACUUAACCUCCCUAAGCCUCAUCUAUAAAAUGAGGUGGAGAGCUGCUGCUGGAGCCGAAAAUGGUUCCUGUGAGUAUAAAAUUAGAGAACAUCUGUGUGAUGGGCAGGGACCUGGUCCACUACCCUCCUAUGCAGCAAAACAUCAAUUUAUUUGUCCUCAAUCAAACUAAAUCUGGCAUUGAGCACCUACUCAGAAGACUAUCAAGAAUUCAAUAUGUUAUAUUUGGAGGAGCCUCGCCUCCCUAGAUUGACACAAAAUCCAGGGGAUUCAGCUACUACCUGGAAAAGAUGGAAGCGGCCUGGUCCUUUUUCUCUGGUGGUAGCUAUCCCUCCAUCCUGAUUCUUCUCCCUGGCCAACGCUUCCUGUGUCUGUUGGGCGUGGAUGCUCCAGCCAGCUCAGAGAUGCUCCCCACAGAGGUCCUCCCCCCGCUGACCCCAGGCUCAGCUUCAAGAUCCUCACCUCUGCUUCAAGGCCUCGAAUAUUAGUGCCCAUCUCCUUCCACAGAUGCCUCACAGAUUUCCAAGCCAAAGCCUGGCUGAGGAGUUGCCUUGUGGACCUUGAGAACUUCUGUUUUCAGCCCAGAAGCUCCAAAGUUUCUUGGCGCUUCUCGUACCCGGAGAGCCUGUUGAUCCUUGUUACAUGCUGACAGCACAUAGAACCAGUUGUGGAACAUUCACCAGCCCACCUCUGCUCAUAGGGAUGUACAGAUACAAUAAGUUUCUGUGGGUCCAGGAGUCUGGAGAUGGCUUAAAUGGUCCUCUGCCCAGCGUCGCACAAGACUGCAAUCAAAAUGCCAGCUGUGCUGAAUUCUCAUUUGGAGAAUUAGCUGGAGAAUAAUCUUCUUGCAAGCUCAUCCAGUCCCCCCACCGACCCCCACCGAAUCCGAGGUUGGUUGAAUUCACGGAUGUGGAACCUGAGGAAAAGGACAGCCGACCACGUAGUUCUCUUCACAGCAAACGCACCUCUACUGCAGGAACAUCAAUCAGGUUUCUGGUCGAGUGCCUGACGCUUGGAGUACACAUUCGAAGCUCUUCUAGGCACGUACAGACCUCAGGAGCCACACACUUCACAGUUUCUGGGUUCCACAGUGGACUUGGACUUGACAAAAUGACAGCUUCAGAGGAGGGAUGUGCUUGUUGCUCCGCCCAGUCUCCACCUGGCUCUCUUCGCUUUUUAUUUUCCGGCCUGACCUUGGAAACAUGUGAUUCAUGACAGUUAUGGUUUCACUCUGAUGCUUUUACAAAAAUGCUUCCUCUUCAAGAAGAUUUCCAGAAAGGACUUUUUGACAAAUACAGGUUUCUGACUUUCAGACCAUAACACUGAACUGGCUUAUAUCAUCUAUCUUUGGAUGAAGAUCAGAUGUCCCAAGACCUGUAACCAGGUCAUUAUGUGUACUGGAAAAAGACAUCUUUUAAAGGACCAUCUCCAACCUAGAUGGAAAGACCCUUAUCAGGUACUCUGCACUAGCUCAUGCACAGCAAAACUGAAGGGAAUUGACUCUUGGAUUAAUAUUUUCACAUAGGAAGGGCCCCUGCACUGGACUGGUCUAUAGAGAGGGCUGCUGAUGUCAAAAUCACCUUAAAACAACGCUCAAACAGAGGAGAAACUACACUCAUACCAGGAUGAGAGGAAGACAACAUUGGAAGUAGACAGCUGGCCUAAGAUGCUGCACCUGACCCGCUGCAAGACUCUUCACUUGAGGCUUUCAACCAUAUUCUCCUCUUGUCAAACAAACAACUAAACUACACCUAUGCUUGAUGGAAAUUAAACAGCUGGUGCUCAGGAUACUACAAUUACAAAGAGAGGGAAAGAGUCAACCCAAGGAAGCUGUUACUUGUGACUGCCUGUGAUGGGACCUGAUCUCCCUGUUUUACUUAUUUGACUUCAGGUGCAGGGAGCUGCCAAAGCCCCCGCAGUGGAACUGGGAGCUUCAGGAUCAGUUUGGGUCUGCCGUGGAUGCCAUAUGGACCAUGCUUGUUGACACGUGGGACUUCAUGUCGGUGCUCCCAAGCCUUGGUGCCUCGCGGAUUUAUGCACGUGACAGUGAAAAUAAAUUAAAACACCAUGAGACGGAACCUAAGAAGAAUGGCCUGCAGUGUCAUCAGGUCUGCCAGCCCUGUGUGGAUAUCUGACUUGGGAGCACCUGAAUCAGUGGUUCUCAAACUCAAGGAUACAUGUGAAUCACCUGGGGCAGUUUUGAAAAAUACAGAGUCCUCAGCCAAGGAACUCCUCUGCAUUUUUAACAGGCACCCAGGGUGACUGUCACCUCCGUACGGGUCCCAGCCAACCUCCUGAUCCUGGCACCCCAGGUGGACAAACUUUCACGAAGCCUCCAGACACAGCCAUGAGGACAGCAGGAACAAUCGUCUGCUUUUUCUUGUCACGGGUCGCGGGAUCCCAUCCAACACCACAAGCAGCCAGGGCAGCCUGGCCUUGCCUGGUCUCGUGGGCGGCAUGCCUCCUCCAUCCGCCACGGGAUGCGACUGUGGCCGGACGAGGUAGGGGCCAGGUGACCAGUUGGUCACGCGCUUGCAGAGGAAGGCCAGGUACUUUAACUUGUUCCUGAGAAAUAGCCAUCAAGGAUGUUCAUGCCCACUCAGCAUGUGACUACUACCUUCCCGCCCAGAGUACCACCUGCUUGGCCAUGAUGGGUGCCUGGUAGCCCAGGAGAUGGCCUCAGCCAUCAAGCACCAGACCUGCCCUCCUGCCAUCUUCAGCAGAAACCUGGGGAAAACUUUUCACUGAACAAAUGUUUAUUGAGCACCUACUAUUUACGUGACACAGAUCUCUGCACUGAAAAUACACCUGUGAAGAAAGCAAUAUUCCUGUGUCCUGGACCUUACUUUCAGAGUGGAAGAGACAGAAAAUCAAUAUACAAAUAGUAUUGGUAAGCAGAAGCACUACUGCCCUUAGGAUGGAUAAAUACUAUUAAUCUUGCAGUUAAUGUUUAUUGAACAUCAUGGACUUCCCCGGUGGCACAGUGGUGAAGAAUCCACCUGCCAAUGCAGGGAACACGGGUUCGAGCCCUGGUCCGGGAAGAUCCCACAUGCUGCGGAGCAACUAAACCUGUGUGCCACAACUACUGAGCCUGUGUGCCACAACUACUGAGCCUGUGCACCACAAC